Messenger RNA from Pyrus x bretschneideri (Chinese white pear), 1614 nucleotides. RefSeq names its product UDP-glycosyltransferase 91C1-like. The coding region runs from base 1 to 1467 and encodes 488 amino acids. NCBI's taxonomy places the organism in Eukaryota, Viridiplantae, Streptophyta, Magnoliopsida, Rosales, Rosaceae. The record is from RefSeq and is a predicted model, not a curated record. Gene Ontology annotation, molecular function: UDP-glycosyltransferase activity. The transcript has a single exon.
AUGGACAACCAGAACACUCAGAGUGGAGGCAAAAGAGUAGGAGGCGGAGGAGCUGCUCUUCACGUGGUGGUGUUUCCAUGGCUGGCCAUGGGCCACAUCAUCCCCUUCUUCCGCUUCUCCACCCUCAUAGCUCAAAAGGGUCACACCGUCGCCUUCGUUUCCACCCCAAGAAACCUCUCCAGACUUCCCAGGAUACCCUCCCACCUCUCCUCCCUCAUCAACCUCGUCUCCCUCCCUCUCCCCCGCCUUCCUAACCUCCCAAAAGACGCCGAAUCAUCCGCCGACGUCCCCUUCCACAAGCAGCAACUACUCAAAACGGCCUUCGACAUGCUCCAACCCCUGUUGACCGCUUUCCUCGAGUCCUCAAGACCCGACUGGGUUAUUUACGACUAUACCCCUCACUGGCUUCCCGCCACCGCCGCCAGGCUCGGCAUCUCACGCGCCUUCUUCUGCUGCUUCAACGCCGCCUGCAUGUCCUACAUCGGCCCGCCGUCUCUUCUAGUCAGCGGCAAGGAUGGGAGGACCAAGGCCGAGGAUUUCACGGUGGUCCCCAAGUGGGUCCCGUUCGAGUCCGACAUGGCGUAUCGGCUCCACGAGAUUGCCAAGUGGGUGGAAAGAUCAAGCGAAGACGAGUCGGUCACUCCCGAUACGGUGCGUUUUGGGUUUACGAUUGAGGAGAGCGACGUUGUGUUUAUUAGAAGCUCUGAGGAGUUGGAGCCCGAGUGGUUAAAUUUGAUGAGACAACUUUACCGCGAGGUAAAAGUAAAACCCGUUGUUCCGGUCGGAUUUUUACCGCCAAACAUAGAAGAGGAGGCAAUUAGUGAAUUUGAUGAAACAUGGGGUGGCACUGAAGAGUGGUUGGACAAGCAACGAGUCAACUCAGUUGUAUACGUUGCGCUUGGGACCGAGGCGACACUGAGUCAGGAGGAACUCAACGAGUUGGCUCUCGGGUUGGAGCUAUCCGGGGAACGCUUCUUUUGGGUGUUGAGAAACCCGCCCGAGUCGACUCAGUCAGUGUUGGAGAUGCUCCCUCCUGGAUUUGUGGAACGAGUCAAGGGUCGAGGAGUGGUACACUUGGGGUGGGCUCCGCAAGUGCGCAUACUGAGUCAUGACUCGGUGGGGGGAUUCUUGACUCACUGCGGUUGGAACUCAAUGAUCGAAGGGCUCGUGUUCGGGCGGGUUUUGAUGUUUUUUCCGAUGGUGAACGACCAAGGGCUUAAUGCUCGAUUGGGGAAUGGGAAGGGGCUCGGGGUGGAAAUACCUAGGAACGAGCGAGACGGGUCGUUUGCGGGUGACUCAGUGGCUGAGCUUGUAAGGUUGGCAAUGGUGGAUGACUCGGGUGAAUCGUUAAGGACUAGGGCCAAGGAAAUGAAGGAUUUGUUUGGAGAUAGAAACAAGAACAGUCGGAUGGUGGAUGAAUUCAUAUGUUUUCUCGAGGAGAAUAGGCCACCGAGGGUUACAGAAUAACUUUACUAGGCAAGUUUAUGUCACAAAUUGCAACAAAAAUGUGUACUUUUUAAAUAAUAUGAAACUUGUUCCGACGUUCGAAACAAACGUAUCACUGGAAUUAUACAUGAAAGUCAUCCGAAAAAGGGUGAACAAUUGUUUGCAAGA